Molecule: messenger RNA, 4293 nt
Organism: Drepanopeziza brunnea f. sp. 'multigermtubi' MB_m1
Lineage: Eukaryota; Fungi; Ascomycota; Leotiomycetes; Helotiales; Drepanopezizaceae
Source: RefSeq, a predicted model, not a curated record
AUGGCCGAUGUCCCCCGAUCCCCCUCCAUGCUGAAGCAGCAGCGCACCCCGAGCAACAGCGGUGUCCCUCGCUCCACCAAGAAGAAGACCCCGCAGUCGAAGUGGGAAGAGGCACAGAAGGUGGACGAGGCCAAGGAGAGCAUCCAGGAAGACAACGAGAGCCAGGCAGAAGACAGCAACCUCGAGGCCGCCACGAACGACGGCCAGGAGGAGGAAGGCACAGAGGCGGAUGACGAGGAAGGCACCGAGGUUGUUCCAGCGGGCACCGUCAGCGAUGGUGUCGUCCUGGACCGGGACGGCAAUACCAUCGGACGUGUCAGAGGCGAGGCCUCAGAGCUCGAGGGUUCCAUGGUAGAUGAAGAGGGUGACAUUCUCGACGAGGAAGGCAAUGUCAUCGGCACAGCCGAGUUGACGAAGGCCUCGGCGCUGGGCACCGAGAAGCCAGACCUCACGGCCCCAUUCGGUGUCCAGGACAACGGGGAGAUCACCAAUGCGACGGGAGGCGUGGUCGGAAAGCUCUCGGAGGGCAAGCCGCAAGACCUCGUCGGGACGGCCAUCACAUCGAUCGAUGCCGAUGGAGUCAUGAAGGCAGAGACCGGAACCACCCUGGGCAAGGCAGAUCUCAAACCCGAUCUCCUGGACGAUAAUCCAAGCGAGGCCGAACUUUCAGAGAAGGCCGAUAGUGCGAUCGACGUGAAGGACCAUGAAGCGACCACGGCCGACCUCCCUGAAGAGGUCAAGUCCCAGAAGCCUCUCAGCAACCUUGGUUCGAAGGCAGCUCCAUCUAAAAUUGGAUCAAAAGGAACCGCAACCGUGAAAGCUCCCAGAGACGUCAAAGCUGGCGAAGAUGUCGAAGCUCCCGAAGGCGCCGAGGCUCCUGAAGGUGUAGAGGCUCCUGAAGGCGUCGAAGUUUCCAAGGACAUCGACUCGCCCGAAAACGUUGAAGUACCUAAAGCUUCUGAGAGCGCUGAAGUAGCCGAGGGCCUCGAAGCGAAGGCCGCAACAUCCGAAGUCGAAGACGGAUCCGAGGCAGUGAAAGACUUGGGCCCCAAGGAUUCGGCCUCUCAAGUCGCUAAGGGUACCGACGACGUGGUGCCCGGAGAAGUAGACUCGGCUUCGCAAGUCGCUGAAGAUUCCAAAGACUUGGGCCCCAAGGAUUCGGCCUCUCCAGUCGCUGAGGGUGCCAAGGACGUGGUACCUGGCGAAGUGGACUCGGCCUCAAAGGUCGCGGAGGGUACCAAAGACCUGGGACCUAAGGAUUCGGCCUCCCAAGUCGCUGAGGGUGCCGACGACGUGGUACCCGGAGAAGUAGACUCGGCUUCCAAGGUGGCUGAAGUUACGAAAGACUUGGACCCCGAAGAUUCUGCUUCUCAAGUCGCUAAGGGUGCCAAGGACGCGGUACCUGGAGAGGUAGCAUCGCCAGCCCCAGCUGACACUGAUGCCGUAAAAGACCUGGGUCCCGAAGAGGCAGACUCACAAGCCCCAGGUGUUGUUGACGCCGAGAAGGACGUGGACUCGAAGGACGCCCCCGAGGCCGAAGUCAGUCAGGACCCCGAACAGCUGAACGAGCUCGACCCCAAGCCUGUUGACGCGGCUGAAGUCGAGCAAGAGGCACCUGCUGGUGAAGAGGCUGAAACCGACCCAGAAACUCCAGAGCUGCCCGAUCUGUCCAUUCUCAAGGACAAGAAAGUCAACAAACUCGGAAAGAUCGUGGAUGAGAAAGGGAACCCCUUCGGACAGCUUGUUUCCGGCGACGCCAAGAAGCUCUUUGGCAAGAAGGUUGACGCCGAAGGCCAAAUCUGGGACGACCGGGGUAAGGUUAUCGGGAGGGCCGAGCUCUUGCCAGAAGAAGAGCGCCAGGUGGAGGAGUCCGCUCCCUUCGAGGACUUUCCCGACAGUGUUCUAGAUAAGGACGGCAAUGUCAUCUUUGAGGGCAAGAUCGUCGGGAAGUUGAUCGAGGGCGACGCUAGAAAGCUGGAAGGCAAGAAGAUCGAUGCCGAUGGAGAUGUGCUUGAUAAGAAUGGAAACACUCUUGGAAAGGCAGAGAGAUAUCAGGAAGAAGAUGUUGUGCCCGAGGAAGAGGUCCCGGAAGCGCCAGUUGAUCUCUCUCUCUUGGAAGGCAAGAAGGUCAACAAGGCUGGCUAUGUGGUCGACUACAACGGGAAGCUUUUCGGCAAGGUUGUCACGGGAGAGGUUGCCAAGCUAGUUGGUAAGAAGGUUGACGCCGAAGGCCAGAUCUGGGACGACCGAGGCAAGGUCAUCGGAAAGGCCGAGCUCUUGCCAGAAAACGAGCGCCAAGAGGAAGAGUCCGCUCCCUUCGAGGACUUCCCCGAUAGUGUUCUAGACAAGGACGGCAAUGUCAUCUUUGAGGGCAGGAUCGUCGGGAAGUUGAUCGAGGGCGACGCUAAGAAGCUGGAAGGCAAGAAGAUCGAUGCCGAUGGAGAUGUGCUCGACAAGAAUGGAAACACUCUUGGAAAGGCAGAGAGAUACCAGGAAGCGGACAUCGAGGAAGAAGCCCCGGAAGCGCCAGUUGAUCUCUCUCUCUUGGAAGGCAAGAAGGUCAACAAGGCUGGCUAUGUGGUCGACUACAACGGGAAGCUUUUCGGCAAGGUUGUCACGGGAGAGGUUGCCAAGCUGGUUGGCAAGAAGGUUGACAAGGAGGGAAAGAUCUGGAGCGAAUCGGGCAAGGUCAUUGGCACUGCAGAGCUCCUGUCAGUUGACGACAGAGACGAGUUGUCGUCAUCCCCAUUCGAAGACUUCCCUGAUGCUCUCGUUGAAAAGACAGGCAAUGUCGUUUAUGAAGGCGUUGUAGUCGGACGACUCAUCGAGGGUGACGCGAAGAAGUUGGCUGGAAAGAAGGUCGACGCUGAUGGUGAUGUGGUUGAUCGCAUCGGUAACGUCCUCGGAAAGGCUGAGCGAUGGACCGAGGAAGAAGUUCCGGAGCCGGAGCCCGAGAAAGUCGAUCUUUCUGCGCUGGCUGGGAUGAAAGUAAACAAGGCCGGCAAUCUCGUGGACUCUCACGGGACCAUCUACGGCCGAGUUGUUCCCGGCAGCGACAUCCAAAAGCUGAUCGGCAAAUCGAGCGACAAGAAUGGCCAGAUUUGGGACGCCAGUGGUAAUGUAGUCGGACAAGCAGAGCUUGUACCAGAGAGUGAGAGAGCUGGUCUGAAAGAGGGACCUUUCACUGGCUUCGAUUCGCCAACUAUCAACAAGGACGGAAAGGUUGCGGAUUCGAAGGGCGCCAUCAUCGGACGUCUCAUUGAGGGAGAUGUCAAGAAGCUUUACGGCAAGAAGGUUGAUGCUGACGGGGACGUCAUUGAUAGCAACGGCAACUCCAUCGGCAAGGCCGAGCGUUGGGAGGAGGAAGUGAAAGAGAAAGCCCACAGCCCCGUCGAAGGUCGCAAGGUCAACCGCGAAGGCAACGUUGUCGAUGAGAACGGGGAUCUCAUUGCCAAAUUGACGGACGGCGAGAUCACUAAGUGCGCUGGCAAGGAGAUUGACGCUGAUGGCGAUGUCUACAACUCCAAGAACCAAGUCAUCGGCCACGUUACCCUUCUCAGUGAAAUCCCAGCCGAGCCCGAGCCCGAGCCGGAGCCAGAGCCAGAGCCCGUUGUCGAAGAGCCCAAGGAGACGCAAGAGGAGAUCGAAGCUCGACAGAAGAAACAGAAGGAAGAGGAGCAGCUCGAGGCCGACCGGAAACUGGCUGGCCGGAUGUCGUUCACGGUACAGGAGACCAUCGACAAGCUGAACCCGCUCCUCAAGAACAUCAUGGACGAAAUCGAGUUCGUCGAGCGCCAAAAGGAGGAAGAGCGCGACGAGCAGAAGCUCGUCGACAAAGUCAAGCCCAUGAUCGAAGAGGGCGGCCGCGUCCUCACCGAGACCAACGGCGCGAUCCGCGGCAUGGAUCCCGAUGGGAGAAUCACCGCCAACGCCAAGCAGAAGGCAGCGACCCGAGAGGCCACGCCCGAAGAGCACCAUCUGGCUGAGGUGUUGAAAGAGUUGACCGGCAACGUGACCCAGACCAUCGAGAAGGCAAAGAAGAAGAUUGCCGGUAUGCCGCAUGCGAAGAAGGAGCUUAACCCUCUCUGGGGAUUGCUUGCGGAACCCUUGGGUCAGAUCCUCGCUGCUGUCGGUCUGCUGCUCAGUGGUGUCCUCGGCCUCGUUGGGAGGCUGCUGCAGGGACUGGGUCUUGGAGGCUUGCUGGAUAACCUGCUCGGCGGCUUGGGUAUCAAGGGGAUCCUGAAGGGCCUUGGCCUCGGGACACUGACUAGCGCUUUGACGGGGAGGAAGUGA